Dictyostelium purpureum is the source of this 3488-nucleotide messenger RNA. RefSeq lists its product as uncharacterized. Bases 255 to 3368 code for a protein of 1037 amino acids. The transcript is spliced from 2 exons. Lineage: Eukaryota; Evosea; Eumycetozoa; Dictyosteliales; Dictyosteliaceae. The record is from RefSeq and is a predicted model, not a curated record.
AAAAUCAACAUAUAUUUCUCAAAAAUUAUAUAAUUAUAUGUUGUACAAUUUUGUAAUAUAUUUUUUGUAACAUUAAUAUUUAUGUGUAUUAUAUAAUAAUUCUCAAAAAAAAAAAAAAAAAAAAAGAAAAACAAUUUAUUUUUAAAACAAUCACCAUUUUAUUGUAAUAUUAUUUAUUUAUCAUCAAAUAUUUGUAUAUUUAUUUAUUUAUUUAUUUAUUUAUUUAAAAUUGUAAUAUAAAAUUGUAAUAUAAAAUGACAUUAAGUACAUUAUUAUUUAUUGGGGAACCAAUAUUUUUAGUUGAUCAACAUUUAACAUUAAUAGAGCCAAUUUCAAAGAGAAUAUAUUCCGAUAAUAUUAUAAAAAAUGCAAAUAGAAUAGGGCAACUAAAUCAGUCAGUUUUAGAGAUUGAAUUAGAAAAUGGAACCAAAAUAUUAAUUAAACCAAAUUAUCAUAUACAAAUAACCGAAUGUUGUACAUAUAGAUUUGGAACAUCACAUCAAUAUGGUAUAUUAACAGGAAAAAUCCCAUUUGAGGAUAAUAAAAUUCUUCAAGCUAAUAAUAAUAACUCAAAAAUAACUUUUGAAAUAAAAAUAUCACCACAUAUUAUGACCAAUCUAUUAGCAGCAGCCAAUAAUAGUAUGCUCAAUAAUGAUAUAAAUCAAUCAAUAAUAUCCCAACAAAACACCAAAACUGAUAUCAAAAAAGAAAUAAGAAUGAAUGAAAAGAAUAGUGAUAAAAUAUCAUCGUCAAUUUCAAUUAUUGAUUUAAAGAGUGAACAACUACAACAAACAAUGGCCAAUAGCAAUAGAGAAAACCAAAACCAAAACAAUUUAUUUGAAUAUUUUAUUAAACCAGGCCAAUAUGAAUUGACCAAAUGCAGAAAUUCCAACUCUUUUGAAAUCGAAUCAAAACACAAAAACUAUAGCAUCGAAUACGACUAUGUUUCCAAUAAGGUUACAAUUAAAUCAAACAAUUCGUUUUUAGGGAAUUCAUGCCAAAUGGAUAUUGAAGAAUUUAAUAAUACCUACGAAGUUGUAAUUUAUAAUACAUAUGGAAUUCAAACAAUCAAUCAUGACAACUGUGAAGAUUUUAUAAAAAUUAAAAGCAAAUCCAACGAUAGGGAGAAAAUUAUAAAGAAUAUAAAUGAUUGUAAAGAACUCUUCAAAAAGGAAUUAACCAUCAAUAAAGAAAAUAUAGAACUAUUUGACUCAAUAAUUUCAGAUUUUUGCAAAACCAAAGAUAUUAGUACCGAUAUCAUCGUAAAGAAGAAUCCUUUUCUUAUGGAACCACUGUAUGAAAUUUCAAAACUUUACGAAUCUAUUAAUCUUAUAAAAACACCCCAAGAAAUUUUACAUCAAAUGUUAUACGAAUACCAUUAUCAAAUUCUUUUGGGAAAAAGAGUUCAUGACCCGCUAACCCAUCUAGCAAGGAAAAUGGAUAUAUUUAAUUCAACUAUUUUACACAUUGAUUCAAUUUUAAAAGAAUCAAAAGAAACCAUUCUAUUAUUUGGCAACUAUGAAAACUGUAAAAGAAAAGUUAUUUCAUUUUUAAAAGAUAAUAUUAACCAAUCAAACUCUGCCAGUACAACAAGUAGUAGCAGCUUAAAUAGCUCAAGUGGAAGUAUUUCAAGUGGCAAGUUUCAUUAUCAACAUGGUUUUCAUAAUAAUUUAUCUAUUCAAGAGAAUUUUUCUACACACGGAUUUCAUAUUAUAAACUCUCCAUUUAAAAAAUGGUCAAUUUUCAAGUGUCCCACUUUUAAUGAAAUUAGAAACGAUAUUAACUCUAGCCAAUCCAUUGAUUAUAUUGUUGAAAGAGCAAGACAAAUCAAAUGUUUAUUAAUCGCAAUUCCAUUUAAAGACUUUUUCGUUGAUAAUGGUAACAAAGUAAUCGAAACUAUUGAAUCGUUCAAAGAAAGAUUUCCAUUCACAUUUGACCGUUCAAACCACCCAGAAUCCCAACAACAAGUACAAUUAAUUAUCACUGGUAUUGAAUCUUCAAGUAUAGCCGCUUCAAAUUUACCAAAUACUAGUGUUAAAUUGAAAUUAGAGCACCGUAUUAAACAAUUGACCGAACAAUUAACCAAAACUAAAGAAAUUUUAUCAAACAAUCCAAACAGUAAAUCAAAAGACUAUCAAUUAUGUUCAUGUUUAAAAAAAGAAAACUUUUUUUUACAAAUAUUAGAAAUGGAAAAAAACAAUCAAAUCCAUUACUUUGAAGCAUCAGUAUUUAAGAGAAUUCCAUUAUUAAAAUCGAUUGACUCAGCCUCACCAUUUUCAAGUGUUCAAUAUAAAUCAACAAUGAAUAACUCUAUAAUGCAACACAGAUUAUAUCAAUCAUUAGAAAUUUUUGCUUUAACAUGGACCAACAUCUUAAGCAAAUUCUUACAUUCAGAACAACUUAUAUAUGAACAAGAGUGUAACAACUACAAUAUCCAUCUUGAGAUUGAAAAGGUCAAAAACAAAUUACAAAAAUCAAAUAAUGAACUCUUUGAACUUCGUCAAAGAGAGGCUAUCCACAAAAAGAAUCUCAGAGAACUAUUAAGGAUCAGGGAGAAUGCCAGUAACCAAAAUGCUGAAAUUAAAAACGACAUAUGUAAACGUGCACAUGACAAAUGCAAGGAAAGAGUGUAUGCAUUAAAAGGGGAAUUACAAAAUACAAGCAACAAUCCAUUAGAUUGUUCUUUAAUUUUUAUUCAACAUAUUGGUAAUGGUGCAAACGGUGCAGAUUCAAUCAAGCAAUAUAUUGAAGGUGAAAUUAAAAGAAUUGAAAACGACGAAUAUGAAAAAGAACUAGAGGAUUGUAUUAAAUAUGAAACAAAGAAACUAAUGAAAAGAAAAACUGAAAUAAAGAAUGAAGAAAUAGUAGUCGAAGAUUUAUCAAAAAAGCAAAUCGAUCUAGAAAAACAAAUACUUUUAAAUUUAGACUCUAUCCAACUUAUCAAAAAUAAAAAGAAGAGUUUAGAAUUUGUUUUAUUGACCAAAAAUGUUAAAAAUAGUGUAUUGGUUGAAAAAAUUAUAACCGGACUUUCAAAUUUCAAUUUAAGCUACACCAAUAAUUCAAAUAACAACUUUAAUAUUUUUAUCAAUCAAACCUCUGUAAAUAACCAAAAUAUAGAUGACCACAAUAUAGUAGUUACAUUUUUAGAAUCUAUAGAUAUCAGUGAUACCGAUAGUAUGUAUAGUAUUAAUUCAAGUAUGAACAAUCUCAGUUUUUCUGGUUCAUCAGUCAGCACAAAUAGCAGCAGUGGCCAUCAUAACUAUGCCUCUAUUGGCAGCAUUAGCAAAGAAAAAAAUAUAUUUAAAACCUAUUUACAAACCCAUAAUCAAUAUCAAUUGGUUGUAAAAGAUAAAAAAAACAAUAAUUAAGUUUUUUUCAAAAUAUAUAUAUUAAUUUAUUAAAAAAACCCUUGUAAAUAAAAAUAGAGAAUCUAAUUUUUUUUUUUUAAUUAAAAAAAAAGAUUAAUAUUUAUUGUUGUAUUGUAUAAU